Phyllopteryx taeniolatus (common seadragon) is the source of this 3615-nucleotide messenger RNA. Its product is annotated as transcription initiation factor TFIID subunit 4-like. Gene Ontology annotation, molecular function: protein heterodimerization activity; DNA binding; RNA polymerase II general transcription initiation factor activity. Bases 47 to 3325 code for a protein of 1092 amino acids. NCBI's taxonomy places the organism in Eukaryota, Metazoa, Chordata, Actinopteri, Syngnathiformes, Syngnathidae. Gene Ontology annotation, biological process: DNA-templated transcription; transcription initiation at RNA polymerase II promoter. The transcript has 15 exons. The record is from RefSeq and is a predicted model, not a curated record. Gene Ontology annotation, cellular component: transcription factor TFIID complex.
CGCAUGCGCACAAUAAAAAUAAAAAGACAGCAAUUGGAAAUCAGAGAUGGCGGGCGCCUCCGACCCCCUGGAAGAUAUGUUCUUUUCCGAGGUGGAUGAGAAGGCUGUAAGCGACUUGGUGGGCUCGCUGGAGUCUCAGCUGGCCGGCCAGAACAAUUCGGCGGGCAAAAUCGAAGAGAGCCGAGGUGCUGGCUCAGUUGCCCCCGCUAACCAUCACUUGGGGAAAACGUUACCAGCUCCGGCGGGCUCCACAACACUGGAUCAACAACAACAAGGGCGCCGUAAUAAACCCGACAUGCGCCAGGAAUUAAACUGCACGGACGUUAGCGCGGAUAAAACUGUCACAUCGCUUUCCCAGGGCUGCACCCCUUCCUCCUGUGAGCCCUCCGACGCCGUCGCCGCUGCCAGCAAUAGCGACUCUCAAUCACAUGGAGCAUCCAUCACAACACUGCCCGUGUCCGGCGUGUCAACUUCCCCGCCGGCCAGCAGCAUCAGCACCGCCGCCACCUCCGGCCGCCCCAUGAAUGCUUCUCCGGACUCAGGUGAGCCAUACGCGGACGCUUCGAAACGACGCCUCGCCACUCCGCGACGGAGCGCCUCGGCUCGGAUUAAGAGUUUGAACGGUGCCGCUGCCGUUACCACCCGAGGGGACAGCAGCGGCAGCAGCCCCGUGGCGGGGGAAGACGACGCCGGCGGCAGCCCCGCGGACCCCCGGCUGGCGAACACCGCAGCCAUCAACACGUCGACGUUCACCCUCGCCAAAGCCAGCCUGCCUGCGGGUCAGUCGGCCAUUGCCUUGGACCGGGGCACCCCCACCAUCGCCUUGCACAGACUUCCCAGUCACAUCGUGGCCAGCAUCGCCCAGAACGGGACCAGCGUGUCGGCGUUGGCCCAGCAGGGUGCUCAGACAUCUCCUGUCACCUCGCCCCCAUCCUCCUCCUCCUCGCCACCUGCACAGGAGAACCACACUAAAGUCGCCCCGGAGCCUGCAGGGGCUCCCAGCGGAUGUCAGUCCAAAAUUGUCACCACGAGCUCUGUCAUAAACAUUGUUAGCUCCAAUGCCGUGACAACAACACCCACCACCACCACUACCACCAACACAGUAACUCAACCUUUAACCACCACCGCUACUAUGACCACCACCACCACCACUACCAUAGCAGCCGCCUCAGUGACAACAGGCAGUGUUGGUGGUCAGACCAUAUCUGUGACCAGUACUAUAAGCACGGUCCGGCCCAUCACCUCCAUCCCCGCCACCCCUGCCAUCCUUGCUGCUCCAGCCGCAGCCUCGCCAACCACGCUGACCCCGACCCGGCCCGGUCUGGCCACGCCUCAAAGGAUCGUAGCGCCGCAGCUGAUUGUCAGACCCCCCCAGCAGCAGACCACCAUCCAGCUGCCCCCUGGGUUCACCAUCCCGUCUGGCAUGGUGCUGGUACGGACCGAGCUGGGCCAGCUGGUGUUGGUUCCUCAGCAGGCUUUAGCACAAGCUCAAGCUCAGGCACAGGCUCAGGCACAGGCUCAGGCACAGUCUCAGGGUCAGGCCCAGGCCCAGAAUAACAUCUCGCCGCGGCCAGCCACUCCCACCACGGGGGCGUCCUUUAGAGUCACCACUCCGCAGUCUCCAGCGACCUCUCAGACCACUAGGCAGUGUGCUCUGACCCCGGCCAAGGUGGUGCCAUCUCCCUCUCCUGCUCCUUCCAGCCCUGCCCUCCAGACCACCUCCUCUUCCUCUUCUUCUUCUCCUUCUUGUUCUUCUUCUUCCUUCGCUACCUCCUGUCCCGCACUCCGCCCAAAGGGCCCCGUGCUGCCGGCUGUGGCGGUGACAGCUCCGCAGCAGACCCCGGUGGUUCCAGCCCACCAGGCGCCUCCAGCCCAGGCCCCCCCCCAGCCCCUCCAGACGACAGGCAUUGGUGCGGCUCCUGGAGCUCCUGUCGUGUCCCAGGAAAUGCAGGAGAACGUGAAGAAGUGUAAAAACUUCCUCGCCACACUCAUCAAGCUGGCGUCGCACAAUUCCCCGUUGCCCGAGACAUCCAAGAAUGUCAAAGCUCUUGUGCAGGACCUGCUGGAUGCCAAGAUCGAGCCAGAAGAGUUCACCAGCCGGCUGCAGACGGAGCUCAAGUCAUCACCACAGCCUUACCUGGUACCGUUUCUUAAGAAGAGCCUCCCGGCCCUGCGGCUGUCUUUGCUAAGCAGUCAGCAGUCCCUGAUUCAGCCGCCACAGCAGGGCGUCAAACCAGCGGUGCCCCUUGCGAGCGGGCCAGCUGUCCACAUACGCCACCCGAACAGUGUCGGCGCCACCACGGGUGCCAGCGCGCUGCCCACCGGGACGCUGGGCCAUGCAGCUGCUGCGGGUAUGAAGACUACAGGCCCUGUGGGUGGACAAGUCCGAAUGCCGGUGAUGAUCUCGCAGUCCAUGAGAGCUCAAGGUACAAUGGGAAAGGUGGGCACCUUCCAAGCAGGUAGGAGUCCGGUGGGCUUGGCUGUCCAGAUCUCUGGCAAUCAAAAAAACAAGCUCAACGACCCGGGAGGAGGCUCUUUCAGGGACGAUGACGACAUCAACGACGUGGCCUCCAUGGCGGGUGUCAACCUGAACGAGGAGAGCGCCCGCAUACUCGCCACCAACUCGGAGCUGGUCGGCACGCAGAUCCGCUCGUGCAAGGAUGAAGCCUUUCUGCAUCCUGGGCUGCUCCACCGACGCAUCCUGGAGACAGCCAAGAAGUUUGGCAUCACGGACGUUCCCAUGGAGGUUGUGACAUUCAUCUCCCACGCCGCACAGUCACGACUCCGCACCGUCGUCGAGAAGGUUUCGACCAUCGCACAGCACAGACUGGACUCCUGCAAGGAUGAUGAGUGCUACGAACAAUCGGCAGACGUGCGCUCUCAGCUGCGCUUCUUCGAGCAACUGGAGAGGAUGGAGAAGGCGAGGAAAGACGAGCAGGAGAGAGAGAUCCUCUUGAAAGCCGCCAAGAGCCGCUCCAGGCAAGAGGACCCAGAGCAAGCUCGACUGAAACAGAAAGCCAAGGAGAUGCAGCAACAGGAACUUGCCCAGAUGAGGCAGCGGGACGCUAACCUCACAGCACUAGCGGCAAUCGGACCACGCAAAAAACGUAAGGUGGACUCGCCGGGGGCCACCCCAUCAGGGACCGAGCUCUCGGGCAGCACGGCUGGCUCCCCGGCUGGCUCGUCGUCCACGCCCACCUCGUCGUCGCGCCAGUACGCCCGUCAGCGCAUCACCCGCGUCAACCUCAGGGACUUCAUCUUCUACAUGGAGCAGGAGCGAGACACGGCCCAUUCGCUGCUGCUGUAUCGCGCCCUCCUCAAGUAGCCUCCUCUUCCUCCUCUAGCCACGUGCCUUCAGAUCAGGUGUCAGCUCAGUGUCUCAAUACGUGCGCUCGUCAUCAGCCAGCUUCCAUCUACAUGUUUAUCAGAAAACAGUAGGGGGAAAUGUCACAAAAAAUGAUUGAUUGUGUCUUUGCUGUCUUGCUUUUCAUGUUGUGUAGCGAUGUUUGGGGGCCACCAUUUCUUUGUGUUUUUUAUAAACGUACAGCCAAUCAAAUCCAAAUAAGACUUGCUAUUUAUUGAACACGUGUCAAUAAAGGAGAUUUCUACAACACA